Strongylocentrotus purpuratus (purple sea urchin) is the source of this 4800-nucleotide messenger RNA. It is a transcript of the gene ttc37, whose product is annotated as tetratricopeptide repeat protein 37. NCBI's taxonomy places the organism in Eukaryota, Metazoa, Echinodermata, Echinoidea, Camarodonta, Strongylocentrotidae. Gene Ontology annotation, cellular component: Ski complex. The transcript is spliced from 45 exons. The record is from RefSeq and is a predicted model, not a curated record. Bases 117 to 4760 code for a protein of 1547 amino acids. Gene Ontology annotation, molecular function: protein binding.
ACAUCUGCUCCACGAAAGAAGAAUUUCCUGGUCGAACAGUUUAGAUGUUCAACUGUCUUUUUCACUGAGGUUGUGCUUACAAAAGUAAGCAACUGAACCUGACAUCAAACUGAACAAUGGCAUCAGGAGGUGGAAGCAAGGAGUUGAAAGCUGCCCUCAAGAAAGCUAAAGAAGCCAUCAAGGGAAAGGAUUUUCAGCAGGCAUUAGAACAUUCUAAGCAUGCUUUGAGCCUGGAUCCCAAGCAUUACAAUGCAUUGAUAUUCCUUGGCAAGUCAGCCACCGAGCUCGGACAGGGAGAAGAGGCAGAGAAAGCAUAUAGAGAAGCAACAGACAUAGACCCCAAGCAGACACUAGCAUGGCAGGGUCUGUCUGCCCUCUAUGAGAAGAUUGAUAUUCCCAAGAACUUAAAGCAGCUUGUGGGUGUCUACCAGCAGCUGAUGAAGCUAUCAGGAGAUAAAUCCAGAGAAACUCAGAUUGCUGAAAAGCUUGCAGACUUGUAUCAAAAACUGACCAAACCUGUGGAGGCAUGUGGAGUUCUUCAUUCGCUACUCCUGAAGUCGGAAGACACUGCCUACAAGAUUGAGAAGUGGUCCAGGAUUAUAGGACUCCUAUCCCAACAGAAGUCACUUGAUGAGAGCAGUGAUAACCUUCUCAAGGAAGCAUACACUGUGGUCUUGGAGGAGUCAAGCACGAUAGAGGAUGAGUCACUGAAAGAGUUCUACAAGGGGUACAUUGGCUUACAACUCAAGGGCAAGACAGUUGAUAUAGCUGAGCUUAAGGCAACAUGUUCUAAGAUGCAUGAGAUGUUUCCAACAGAAAUAUACCCCCUGGAGAAAUUGACAGAGAUCAUCAUGAUUGAAACAUUUGCAAUGAAGACAUCAAAUGACUGGUCAGUCUAUGGUGAGCUACAGGAACUGGACAGUGAUAAUAAAUGGGCUCUGAUUGGGCAAGGUCAACUCAAACUGACCAGUCAGGAUUUCAAGGCAACAAAGGAACUUCUAACCCAGGCAUCACAAAAGCUACCAAAUUUUCCACUUUGUUGGUUAUUCUUGGCUCAGUGUCAGCUCUAUCUCCAUGACUAUCGAGCAGCAGAACAGUCAGCUGAACAAGGGAGAAGAACUUUGAAGUUCUACAAGCAUCCAGCCCUCAAUGAAGCAAUAGGAUUGCAUGAAGCAUUGCGAGUCCUCCAGGGCAGAGCUUGCAUGGACUCUGGCCUCAUGGCGAAGGGUCUCAGCGCCGUAGAAAUCUUCAAAAAGCUGCUACUGGAGGCCGCUGAUAAGGACACCAUGUAUAAGCUGUUAACUGAGGCUCAUCUUCUGGCAGGGGACAUCGCCAGUGCACAGCAGAGUUUUGAGAUGAUUUCUUACUGUCUUGAUGAGAGUGAUACUAUAGCUUUGGACGGCUGGCUUAGGUUUCAUCAAGGGGACCUCUCAGAUGCCCAGAAGAAAUUACAAAUUGCUCUAGCCAAGGAGGAGAAGGCAAUCUAUCACUACUGGCUUGGGAGAGUGUACUGGGCUAUGGGAGGUCAAGCACAGCAAGACAAGUCUAAAUCAUCCUUGCUCAAGGCUGCCAAACUUGACAUCAACUUCUCAGACUCCUUUCUGUAUGUUGGUCAUCAUUACAUGCAGAUAGGAAAAGACACAGUCAAAGCGAAACGUUGUUACAAGAAAGCCUAUGAUUUGAACCCAGAUAACGAGGCUGCUGCUCAAGCCCUGGGAGAUGCAUACGACUUACUGGAUGAAAAGGAGGACGCUAUUGCUGUCUACACAGCAGUGACCAAGCGGGCAGCUUUGGGCGGGGCAAAGUGGGCAUGGCUAAGACUGGGGCUCGUUCAGCUCAGAGCAGGCAAUGCAACAGAAGCUGUGGAAUGCUUUCAAGCUGUUCUCAGAGCUGAUCCUGAUGACAUACACUGCCAGGAAUGCCUCGCAGAAGCUUAUUUGAGUAGAGGAAGCAAUACAGCAGCACUCAAAACAUUUAGUCGAAUUGUAGAGAUGGACCCAAACUCAACAUAUGCUUUAUUCAAGAUCGGUCACAUCAAGCAGACUGUUGGUCUGUACUCUGAGGCAGUGGCGGACUAUCAGAUAAUCCUCGGGAAAACACCGGACUACGUGCCAGCACUGAGUGGCCAGGGUGAGACAUAUAUCUUGAUGGCCAAGGCAGCUUUGUUUGACUUCUUCAACGCAAGAGCUGUCUCCUACAUCCAGAAUGCCAUCACUGUCUUGACAAGAGCCGUCCUUCUCCGUCCUGACCUGUGUAGCUUGUGGAAGCUCCUUGGGGAUGCCUGCACCCUGAUAGCUCCUCUACAUGACAAUCUCAUCAGGAUCUCAGUGAACGGUGCUCUGACUUGUGGUGAUGAGAAGAUAUGUGAAACUUUGGGCAAAGGAGAACUGCUGGCACUGGGUGGAAGGUGUUUUGGUCGGGCUGUGCAGAGACAGAAGGAUCGUGCUAGCUUGUGGCAUGACCUGGGCAUGAACUACUUCCGGCAGCACCAGUACAGUCAAGAUGCAAAGAUGGUCCAAAAAGCCAUGCAGUUUAUCCAAAAAGCAAUCAAGUUAGAUGAGUCAAACCACUUGCACUGGACAGCCUUGGGUGUCGUCGCUGCAUCUAAAGCUUUUGAUGACCCAAGACUUGCCCAGCAUGCCUUCAUCAAGUCCAUACAACUAGAAGCAAAGAAUGUUGUAGCAUGGACCAACCUGGGCACACUGUACCUCACCAACGGGAAUCUAAAGCUGGCUAACCAAGCCUUCGCUGUCUCACAGUCUCUCGAACCCAAUCAUGUUCAGUGCUGGAUCGGACAGGGUCUGGUUGCUGAGACGUUAGGCAGGCAGGAAGCAAUAGAUCUCUACAGGCACACCACAGAGUUGACAACCCAUGUGGAAAGUGGCCUUGGUUAUGCUGAUUUGGUAUGUAGUGCACUCCUAGACCCGUCACUAGACAAGGAUUCUGAGCUGUAUCGAUACAACGUCAUUCAGAUGGGUGCUGUGCCUGCUGCUGCUGCAGCUGUAGGGAAAGUGGCAGAUCGUCUGCAGGUGAGCGGAGAGGCCCAUACGCUGCAUGGACUCUUGCAAGAAAGACAGGGUCUACACAGGGCUUCGGAAGAAUCCUAUAAGCAGGCUCUCCAUGUGUUGAAGAACCAAGGAGAUGAGAAACAGAUCAACAUUGCCUUGUCUAACCAUGGUAGAGCAUUGAGCUCCAUUGGUAAGGCAGAGGAGGCUAGAGAUACCCUUCGUUCUAUCAGUCCUCUGGUAGAGAUCCAAGACAUCCUGCAGCUGGCUCUGGCCCUCUAUCAGAACAAGGAGUGGCAAGAGGCCUAUAUGGCUUAUGAGCAAGCCUUGCAGUUAGUUUCAUCUGAUUGUGAGAGAUCUCAGAUCCUGACAGCUCUCGCCAUGGUAUCCUGCCAGUCUGGAGACCUAGCCAACGCUAAGACCUUGCUCUUCCAAAGUUCCCAGCUGUCAGCCCCGUCUCACCAGGGGCUAGUAGCCCUCUGCGCUUUAGGACUGCAGACCCAGGAUAUGGUCUUGACCCAAGCAGCCCUGUCUGAGCUUGCCAAGCAGCCUAAUCAGCAGGACCUGGUCCAGGAGACAGCAGUCCUGGCCUCUGCUACGCACUAUUUGCAGGGUGAUAUACCAGGAGUUUCUCAACACCUCAUGAACUCAGUUGAGGAGUAUCCUGAUGAUAGCCAUUUAUGGAACCUGGCAGCAGAACUGAUGCUACUGCUCGAUGCAACAAAUACAGAGUUUGCAUCAACCUGUUCUGAAAAAGCAAGACGUCUAAUACCUACCCACAAGAACGUUCUUCAAGUCAAUGCAGCUGCAAGACUAUGCUCUGGUUGCCAUGGCAACUCCUCCAGAGACCGUCUGUAUCCCAGCUUGAUUGCAGCACAGAAAGCUGUCCAUGCCAUGCCAGGUGAUAUGAAUAAUUGGGCCCUUCUUGGAGCCUGUUGUUCAGCUCAGUCGUCAUGGCAACAUGUCCACCAAGAGAAGUGCAAUCUGAUAGAUGUUAAUCUUCGAGUGGCCAAAUUUCUCCUGAAAACAAGCAAAGCAGAUUCUAAGCUGGCCGCCUGGGUUUCUCUUCACAACGUCUUCUGCUUGCUACAGAGUCAGCAGUGGAAUGAAGCAAAGGAACUCUCAGAACGGCUGCUGGAGUGGUGCAAUUAUGGGGAGGAGAUCAAUGCUAAUCUCACGUUACUGCGUACCCUGAGUGCCUGGAUGGCGACUAGGAAGGAGGGUGGCCUGGAAUCACUCAGAUCAACAGUCACAGCAUCACAGUCAUCACUGGCAUGGCAGACAUUAGGUAAGAUCUACUGUGAAUCUAAGAUGGUGGCUGCGGCAGAAGCAUGCUAUAAACAGUGCCUGACUCUCACUAGUGGUAGAGGACAGAUCGCCAUAUUACACCAGUUAGCUUACCAGGCUAUCUUGGGUUUGAAGGCAGGGGAUGACACUGGGUCAUGGGGCGACCUUGCAAAGCAAACAGUUGAUGAACUCAACAAACAGGCUCCAAAGGAAACCACCAGCUGCUUGCUGAAGGGAUUGCUUUGUAAACAUCUAGGAAAUCAGAGGCAAUCAAGACGGGAGCUGCAGCGUGGCAUGGAGAGCAAUGAGGAGCCUGCAGCAGAAGACUACACACGGUCUGUCAUAAGAGUUCACUUGGUGGAAGCAUUGAUGAAGAAGGAUAAGGAAGCUGCACAGGUCCUUGUGGAAGAAGCCUUAGAGAAGAAAGAUCCUUUCAGUGCAAGAUUGGAGGAAUUGUUUUCAGCAUAAUAGAUUUCUGUACGUCAGUCAUAUUAGGCCUGUCUUCGUC